Messenger RNA from Uranotaenia lowii, 5394 nucleotides. RefSeq lists its product as uncharacterized. Gene Ontology annotation, molecular function: nucleic acid binding; zinc ion binding. Bases 1 to 5394 code for a protein of 1797 amino acids. Lineage: Eukaryota; Metazoa; Arthropoda; Insecta; Diptera; Culicidae. Gene Ontology annotation, biological process: DNA integration. The record is from RefSeq and is a predicted model, not a curated record. The transcript has a single exon.
AUGACUAGUGAAUUAAAGGACCUCAAGAAGCAGGAGAAGCAGAUAAAGUCAACGUUCGAUGGAAUACGAAAGUUCUUGGACCAGUACAAGGCGGAGAGGCAUGAAGCACAAAUUGCUACUAGAUUGGAGAUGUUGGAUGCUUCGAUGAAAAAAUUUUACACCGUUCAACGCAAACUAGAGAUCGUCCAGGAAGAGGAAGACGAGGAGACAAAGGAAACUCCUGAGCAGCGUCUUGAGCGGCAACAAAAACGAGAUGAUGCUAGCGCGGUUCAGACCUACUUUUUUGAAGAUACUUUCUGCGAUCUUAAGGCGAGUUUGAAGUCACUCCUGCCUCUUGAAACCGAUCGUUCCAUCGUCACUUCACAACCUUCAAUUCCUACCAGCAACCUACCGGGAACGAAUCCGCGAGUAAAGUUACCCGAAAUUCGUUUACCUAGUUUUGGCGGACAAACUCGCGAGUGGGUCACAUUUCGCGACACAUUUCGUAGUUUGAUCCAUUUGAAUGACCAACUCUCAACUAUGGACAAAUUCACCUACCUCCGCUCGUCCUUGACUGGAGAUGCUUUUCAAGAGAUUGGCUCUGUAGAUGUGACAGCAGCGAACUACUCCGUAGCGUGGGACUUGCUUCAAAAACGCUACGAAAACAAAAAAUUAAUCGUGAAGGCCCAUCUAGAUGCCUUAUUUAGCAUUGAACCAAUAAGAAGGGAGAGUUUUGAAGCGUUAAGCCAGUUGAUUGCUGAAUACGACCGCAACCUACUUCAACUUGAGAAGAUUGGAGAAGAAACUGGGAGUUGGAGUACUAUCUUAUCUUACAUGGUAUGCUCUCGCCUCGACUCCAGUACCUUACGUCUUUGGGAGGCUCACCACGCAUCAAAAGAGGUUCCUGCGUACGACGAUUUGAUGGAUUUUCUUCGCCAACAAUGCGCUGUGUUGCAAUCCAUUGCCCCUGUCAAACCAAUCAUGAUUGAGCACAAACAUCCUAGGUUUUCCGUCAGCCACACAACGGUCAGAUCAUCAAAUCGUUGUCCCUUUUGCGGUGAUGAGCAACAUUCAGCUUUCAAAUGCCAAAAAUUCCUCAAGAUGAAAGUUCCCGAGCGUCAUGAGAAGGUCAAACGGAAUGGAUUAUGCUUUAACUGCCUUUCUUCGUCGCACAUGCUCCGUGCCUGCACCCGUGGGCAUUGCCGCCAGUGCCAACACAAGCAUCAUACCCUGCUGCAUCCAGUGAAAGUGAACAGUGCGCCUACUCCGAAUAAUCCACACGUGCCGAAUCGACCAUCUGAACUCACCAAUCUACAACAACAACAACAACAACAACAACAACAUCCACAUGCCCAGAACACGACCACACCUACCAACCAGAGAAGUGCACAAUCAAGCUCAUACCCAGUAACACUGCUAUCAAACCCACUACACACCACAGAUCCCCUCUUCAACACACAUGCAUUACCAAUAAACACCUACACCUCAAUUCAUCAAGUCCUCCUGUCAACCGCCUUGGUGCGCGUUACUGAUCAACAUGGAAAUUCUUUGCUUGCAAGAGCACUUCUUGACUCGUGCUCAGAAUAUUGCUUUAUGACUACAAAUCUUUUUAAAAAAUUGGAGCUGGUUGAAGCCUCUAGCUUCCUGUCCGUUGCUGGCAUUGGAGGUUCGGUGGCAAGAUCCAACAAAAGAGUUCACGCCACUAUUCUGCCAAGGGAUGACAACAUCUCAUCUUACCAGAAGAUAAUCGAGCUUCAUGUUCUUCCCAAGCUCACCUCCAAACUUCCAACUCAAUCUGUUAGUUUAGAGCAGCUGAAUAUUCCAGCGGAUAUCACGUUGGCAGAUCCGGAAUUCUACGAACCAGGACCGAUAGACCUCAUCAUCGGAGCGGAGUAUUACUACGAUUUGCUUGCGGAUGGCCGUAGAAAACUGGACGAGGACGGCCCGACUCUGCAGCAGACGGUGUUCGGUUGGGUUAUCUCUGGCCGGGUACCCAACAGUCAUCAGGUUGUUCCAAGAUCUGUUGCCCAUCCAUGCUCAAAUGUUGAGCUUCGAGAGACAUUGACAAGAUUUUGGGAAUUAGAAUCCUGCAUUUCCAAAAGCUUGUUGUCUGUAGAAGAAUCUGCGUGCGAGGAGUUCUACAAUGAAACCACUUAUCGAGAUGAAGAUCAACGCUACGUUGUUUCGUUGCCCAAGAAAGGAUAUCUUAUCGACAAAUUUGGAGAUUCGAGAGCCACAGCACUUCGAAGACUCGAAGGUCUGGAGCGACGAUUAGCGCGGGACUCGGCGCUAAAGCAGCAGUAUUGUGCCUUUAUUCGAGAAUAUAUCGACAUGGGUCACAUGAUUGAGGUAUCAGAAGAACCGAACCAGCUGGCAUACUAUAUGCCCCACCAUCCUGUACAGAAACCUGACAGCACCACCACCAAGUUAAGGGUAGUCUUUGAUGCCUCUUGCCGGACGUCGACGGGGAUUUCUUUCAAUGAGGCACUUAUGGUCGGCCCAGUAGUACAGGACGACCUGCUUUCCAUCGUUCUUCGUUUCCGGUUCCGCAAAAUUGCAAUAGUGGCAGAUAUUGCGAAAAUGUAUCGAAUGAUUCGCAUGAAUCCGUCCGAUCAACCACUUCAGCGCAUCUUGUGGCGGUUUUCUCCAGACGAACCUGUGAAGUCAUACCAGAUGACUACAGUUACCUACGGAACUGCUACGGCGCCAUACUUGGCAACCAAAUCACUUCAACGGUUGGCCGAGGAUGGUGAAAGCAGUUAUCCAGCAGCAGCAGCAGUGAUCAAGAAGGACGUGUAUGUCGAUGAUCUGAUGACAGGAACUGAUGAUCCAGAAGAGGGUGCCCAGCUUGUGUCAGCAGUCAACAUUUUGACUAACUCAGCAGGAUUCGUUCUCCGAAAGUACUGCUCUAAUAGUUCUGAAAUAUUAGCGAACAUCCCUUCAGAGCUGCGAGACGAAAGAACAACACUUGAACUUGAUUCAUCGACUGCAACAGUAAAAACGUUGGGUUUGAUUUGGGAACCAUCAUCGGACAGCUUCAAAUUUGCAACUCCAAGCUGGAAUUCUGCUCCCAUCACGAAAAAAUCUGUUUUAUCCGACAUUGCACGUGUUUUCGACCCCUUGGGAUUGAUUGGACCGGUAGUGGUGCAAGCGAAAAUAUUUUUGCAACAAAUUUGGAAGCACAAGUCUGAUUGGGAUGAUCCGCUUCCAGAUAGCAUGCAAAUUUUCUGGGAGGAGUACCGUCGCAAUUUGAUUGCUUUGAAAUCUUUUUCUGUGCCCAGGUGGACGGGCUAUCUUGCAAACUUGACCAGUGUAGAGCUCCACGGUUUCUGCGACGCUUCAGAAGCAGCGUAUGGAGCAUGUAUCUACCUUCGCUGUAUAUCAGAUAAAGGGUCAAUCACUGUUCGGCUCGUCACAGCAAAAUCUAAGGUGGCACCCUUAGAAGAUUUGGCUCGCAAGAAGAAAAAGCAAUCGAUUCCCAGAUUAGAACUAUCAUCUGCCCUUCUUUUGUCCCACCUGUACGACAAACUGCGAAAAAGUAUUCCGUUCACGAUUUCUGCGUAUUUUUGGACCGACUCCAUGAUUGUGAAGUAUUGGCUCGCUUCACUUCCAUCCCGAUGGCAAUCAUUCGUGGGCAACAGAGUGUCGGAAAUACAACACAUCACCAAAGGCGGAAUUUGGAACCACAUCGCUGGUGCUGAGAACCCGGCAGACAUCAUCUCCAGAGGUAUGAGUCCGGCACAGCUGCAGUACCAGUCACUGUGGCUUGAGGGCCCAAGCUGGCUAAAAUUCGACAGAUCAACUUGGCCAACAGUUGUUGAACACCCAUCAGAAAUCGACAACUCUCUGCUUGAAGAAAAACCAUCAUCAUCCUUGCCGACUCAAGCUCAAUCACCCAGUUUUGUAUUCGAUUUACAUUCCUCUUUGCCACGUCUUGUUCGAAUCGUUGCUCUGCUGAGAAGAUUCAUCCACAACUCCAAAAAGCAGAAUCGUGAUACUAAACGUAUUGGUCAAGUAUCACUAGAGGAAGUGGACGAAGCCCUGAAAGAGCUAGUUAAAUUAUCCCAAGGUGAGACCUUCCCCGAAGAGAUGAAGGCUUUGCGCAGUAACCACGAGAUUAAAACAUCAUCCCCCCUUACUUCGCUGAAUCCUGUGCUCGUGGAUGGAACAAUGCGCGUCGGUGGCCGGCUGCGUCACGCUGCCAUUUCGGAAGACAGGCGACAUCCAUUUAUUCUACACCCGAAACAUCCUUUGACCAAAACUAUCAUGCGUCACUAUCACCUGAAAAACUUCCAUGCGGGGCAGCAAUUGUUGAUAUCGACAGGUCGAGAGCGGUUUUGGCCAAUUCACAUCGACAGUUUGGCUCGCAAAGUAAUAUUCGAAUGCGUUUCGUGCUUCCGGAAUAAACCCAAGGUACAGCAGCAACUGAUGGCAGAUCUCCCACCAGAACGGGUGAAUGCGGACUUCGUUUUCAACAAGGUCGGCGUUGAUUUGUGUGGUCCUUUCUACGUUAAAUACCCAGUUCGAAAAACAUCUCCAAUAAAAUGCUUCGUGGCCAUAUAUGUUUGCCUGGUGACCAAGGCGGUUCACAUGGAAAUCGUUGCUGAUUUGUCGACUCAAUCUUUCCUUGCAUCGUUCAAACGCUUCACAGCCAUCCGGAGCACUCCCAGACUAGUUAUGUGCGACAACGCUAAGAACUUCGUCGGCGCUGAUCGUGAACUUCAAGAAUUGAAGAGGCUCUUCGUAGAUCAACAAUUCCAACAUACCGUUAUCACCGAAGCAGAAGUAGAUGGCAUCGAGUUCAAAUUCAUUCCACCCCGUUCUCCAAACUUCGGAGGCCUUUGGGAGGCGGCCGUAAAAUCGUUCAAGCGGCAUUUUCGAAGAACUGUUGGCAACAAUCCACUCACGUAUGACGAGCUUCACACUGUAGUUCACCAGAUCUCUGCUAUCUUGAAUUCGCGACCGCUAACUCCACUUAGCAACGACCCCGAUGACUACCAAGCGCUUACUCCGGGACAUUUCCUAGUAGGCCGACCCAUCACUGCAUUCCCAGAGCCUGAUCUUCAAGACCUUCCACAAAAUAGACUGUCUCUGUGGCAAGAAAAAGAAAUGUUCGUGCAGCGGAUCUGGCAGAGGUGGUCAACAGAAUACUUAUCUAAUCUACACAACCGUACUAAGUGGACCAAGAAACGCAACAACUUACACGUCGGAACGAUGGUUCUGGUCAUGGAGGAGAAUAUGCCGAAACAAAGUUGGUGUCUAGGCCGUGUUACCAACUGCAUUCCGGGCUCAGACGGACACGUCCGGGUAGUGCUGGUGAAGACGAAGGAUACCACUCUCAAACGGGGAAUUUCUAAAAUAUGCGUCCUGCCAAUUCGGGACAACUUCGAGGAACUACCAUCGCAGAAGCACUAG